AUGAUCAAUGAUGGCCAUUCACAAAGGUUCAUUUGUUUGCUUUAUUAUUUUUCAACUCUCAAAGCAGUCUUUUCAUUAAUAGAUUGUUCCCAUCAUUCCUACAUUUUGGAAAGUUCCACCGUAAUCCCGGGAUCCGUUUUGGGGAUCAAUACGUCAGAGAAUCUUGAUGAUUGUUUAAAGAUUUGUUCACAGAAUCCAUCUUGUACAGCCGCAAAUUUUCUACUUUCUUCAAUUGAUCUCACUCAUUGUUUAUUGGUCGAUUCAUCGAAAACCGCGAAACAAUCCGAGAUUCCCCUUAAAGAACAUGGAAUAUAUUCGGCAAGGAAAAUUUGCAUUUCAGAAUCUUUCUCCACAAAUUGCCCCGAGAGACGAUGGUCAUUCGAGAGAUUUCCGAAUCGAAAACUCAUCGAUAAAAGAUUUUCUCUCAAAUCUUUUACAGGAAAUCUAUUCGAUGAUUGCUUAAAUGAAUGCGUUAAACACGAAAGUUGUAUGGCCGUAUUUUGGAAUGGGAAAUUGAAAGAAUGCCAAAUCGCCUCGAUAUCUCUACAAUCCGUUCACAAUUCACGUCAUUAUUUCGAUUUCGAUGAGGAGACGGAUUUGUAUGAGAGCAAUUGUGUACAAGCUUCCUCAACCCUUUCGACAUGUUCAUUUCUCGCUCUUCAUUCAGCCGGAAUCACUGAUCAUUUUGAUGAAAAAAUCUUGAAUAUUGUUGAUGCAAAAGCUUGCGAAAAUCGAUGUUUAGAGAGAAAAGAAGAAAAAGGGACAUGUCGAAUGUAUACUUAUGAUAGAGAUACGAAAAGAUGUUAUUUAUCGCAUUCAACGAGAAGAGAAUUGGGAAGAAAUGGAUUGCAUGGAGAGAUGAUCAAAAGCAAUUUGAUAAUGGGCGAAUUGGAUGAUUGUACACAAUUCACACUGAAAUGUAAACCCGAAUCAAUGGAAUUACACGCGACAUCGAUGAAACUUUUUGGUGGAGAAUUGAGAACGAAAAGAUCAAAGGAGAUUCUAUGCGAAAGAAAAAUCAAUCCAAAUUAUGCUUUUCAUCUUGAUUUACCAUAUGAGAAAUGUGGAAUGACGGAGAAAGCGUUCCCAUCUCGUUCCUAUUCGGGAAUCAUUUACUUGAAAGAGGGAAGCACACAAUUGAUCACCAUUCGAGAUAAAACAAUCCAGGUUCAUUGCCGUAUUCACACCCAAGGCGAGCCGAUUCUCGAUCAAACAGUGGCUGUUCAUAUGAAAGUCUCAGCUGGAAAUGAGACAACUUUAAGAAAUGGUCUCAUUGUACCGACCGGAUCCCUUCGUGUCCCAAUCAAAGCCACUUCAAAAUCAAAGUUCAACCUCCACUUUGAGAAGAAUGGCGUUGAAAGCGAUUUGAUCGAGAGAAAAGAAAAGGGGGAAAUCAUUAUCGAAAUUGAUGACAAAACAAACGAGAUCAAUCAAGAGUUCACCGUCAGAAAUCUCAUUUUACAUCGAGGAGGGCAAAUAAAGCCGAAAAUUCUCAUUGAUGAGAAUGGAUGUGUCUCCGAUCGAGAAAUGAUCAAAUCGAUGUCGAGAAAAUCCCCGAAUCGACUCGUGAUCAAAUUGGAUUUUGAUCGAUUUGAUGAAGAGACAGAUAUCUCAUAUAGUUCUCUUGUGGAAACAUGUUCAAUUAAUUGUAUGCCGGAAUGUAAUAAAGAUCUACUCAUAGAAGAUAUUGGUCAACUAUCAAGGCAACGAAGGAGAAGGUCAUUGACAUUGAAUGGAAGGAAUGUUCAGCUAUAUCAAGAUGUUUACAGGAUAAGUGGUGGUCGAAUGCGAAUUUUGAUGGGAAAUGGAACGGCAAAAGAAAACAAAUCGGAAAUUGAUGUUGAAGAGAUUUCCCCCUCCUCUUCCCUUUCCUCAACUCUAUCCAAUUGUGAUCUUUCGUGUUUUUUCACGAUUCUCCUCUCAUUUCUUCAACUUUUUCUUCUCAUCACGUGCAUUUGUAUUGCAUAUUUUUAUGCAAUGCAAUGGAGAUCUCAUCGAAGUGCGAGUCGAUCGUUCAAUUCAGAUCGAAUUCAAUACGAGAUACGGGAAAACUCUUUUCGGAAACCAUCAAAU
Messenger RNA from Mesorhabditis belari, 2073 nucleotides. The record is from the annotation of a GenBank genome assembly. Lineage: Eukaryota; Metazoa; Nematoda; Chromadorea; Rhabditida; Rhabditidae.